AUGGAUAUGUUAUCGUCCACCGAGCAGCGCCAGCUGGAGCAGCGCAUGCAAAAGCGCCAGGUCAAGGAGUUUAUGGGCGCCUUUGGCGGACUCGUCGAGCACUGCUUCGUGAGCUGCGUCGACGACUUCACCUCAAAGGCCCUCGCUUCGCGCGAGACGGGCUGCAUCAACCGCUGUGUCCUCAAAUGGAUGGCCACCCAGCAGCGCGUCAGCGACCGUUUCCAGGAGCACAACGCCCAGAUCACCCAGCAGAUGCAGAACAAAUGA
Molecule: messenger RNA, 267 nt
Organism: Hirsutella rhossiliensis
Lineage: Eukaryota; Fungi; Ascomycota; Sordariomycetes; Hypocreales; Ophiocordycipitaceae
Product: tim10/DDP family zinc finger domain-containing protein
Exons: 3
Coding region: 1-267 (88 amino acids)
Source: RefSeq, a predicted model, not a curated record